Molecule: messenger RNA, 912 nt
Organism: Plenodomus lingam JN3
Lineage: Eukaryota; Fungi; Ascomycota; Dothideomycetes; Pleosporales; Leptosphaeriaceae
Cellular component (GO): cytosol
Molecular function (GO): aldose reductase (NADPH) activity
Source: RefSeq, a predicted model, not a curated record
AUGACAUCUGACGCACCCAUCCCACAAACCUCACUCCUCUUCGAUAAACAACCCGCUUUCAUCUACGGAACAGCAUGGAAGAAAGACCAGACGAAAGCGCUCGUAAAAGAAGCAAUCGUGCAGGGUUUCCGACGCAUCGACACCGCAGCACAGCCGCGCCAUUACCAAGAGGCCCUGGUGGGCGAGGCGCUCCGUGAAGCGUAUGGACAAGGCCUCACCAGCCGUAACGAGAUUUAUCUGCAAACAAAGUAUACCACGCCAGCGGGUCAAGACAUGAGUAAUAUGCCCUAUGAUCCCUCGUCGCCCCUUGAGACGCAGAUCCAUACCUCAGUUGCAUCUUCCCUACAAAACCUGCGAACAACCGAGGAUCCAGAACAAGGCGCAUAUCUAGAUUGCCUAUUGUUACACUCGCCGCUGCCGACACUCGAACAGACGCUACAAGCCUGGAAACUCCUGGAAUCCUACGUGCCCAACAAGAUACGCUCGCUCGGCAUCUCAAACGUCACAUUACCGGUACUGGAAGCCAUUUACAAAAGCAGCACUACGAAGCCGUCUGUGGUUCAGAAUCGCUUCUACCCGCAGACGGGUUUCGAUGUGGCCCUUCGCGCAUUCUGCACGAGCCACGACAUCACGUAUCAGAGUUUUUGGACGCUGACUGGGAAUCCUGCACUGCUACGGUCUGAACCAGUUGUCAGUCUUGCGCAGUAUUGCGCGGUUGAGCUGCCGGUCGCACUUUAUGCGCUUGUCAUGAACGCGGGUAUCAUGGUCUUGAACGGGACUACCUCAGCUAGUCAUAUGCGACAGGAUCUGGAUGGACUGCAAAAAGUACGAGCAUGGAUUGAGACUCAUCCUGGAGACUGGAAAAGUCUGGAGGAGGCAUUCAAGGCGUUGAUUGAGGGUGCUGCGCGCUGA